Austrofundulus limnaeus is the source of this 2502-nucleotide messenger RNA. It is a transcript of the gene soat2, whose product is annotated as sterol O-acyltransferase 2. Gene Ontology annotation, molecular function: cholesterol O-acyltransferase activity; cholesterol binding; fatty-acyl-CoA binding. Gene Ontology annotation, biological process: cholesterol efflux; cholesterol metabolic process. NCBI's taxonomy places the organism in Eukaryota, Metazoa, Chordata, Actinopteri, Cyprinodontiformes, Rivulidae. The record is from RefSeq and is a predicted model, not a curated record. Gene Ontology annotation, cellular component: endoplasmic reticulum membrane.
AAAUUCAAUAAUUUUUUCCUCAUAAAAAAGUACAGGUAAACACUUUCAAAAUUAAACAUUUUAAAACUGUGGCCAGAAUACAAACAUUAACCACACUUCACUAAGCUUCAGCUCUCAAAUUAUCUUCAAAUGCAGCUCAGAAAAUCUGCUGAAAAAGCUCAAAACAGCCCAGAAAAGGAACAAAAGGAGAAUUUAGGAUCAGCUCAAGUCUUCAACAGGAGAGCAGAAGUGGGGCUGGGCAGCAGAGGACGUGUCCCGCUCUGAGCCUGAAGCCAAGAGGCCAAAGUUCACAAUAUCCAAAGAAAAGAACAUGAAUCAGAUCCGCUGUGACACAGACUUACUUCAACAUCCAGCAGCUUUGUCUCGGUGGGACUCGUCUACCUGAAGCUCUCGUCCUGAGGACGGCUGCCUGCGGACUGUCUAACCAUGACGACAGAGACACCUAUCGGUGCCCGACAUCGAAACAUCAAGAACUGUCAGACUGAAGGCGCCUCCAGUGAUGUGCGGAGUUGUGAGCAGGAGGAAGAUCUGAGAGAGUGGCAAAAUUAUGUGCAGAAACUAAAGGUGAAGGUUUUGGAGCAGGUCCAGGAUCAGUUCGGGGAAAUUCUGGACAAAGCUCUGACUGAAUCCAUUGAGCCUCCCUCUCGUAUCAAGUUCUUAUUAAAUGGAAAAACAGCCCAGAAACAGCCGUCCAGAGCUCAGAGGAUGGAUGAUGGCAAAGUCUUCAAGGAACGGGCGUCGCUGCUGGAUGAGCUGUUUGAGAUCAGUCACAUCAGGACCAUCUACCACAUGUUCAUAGCUGUUCUCCUCAUCUUCUGUUUGAGCACCCUGGCUGUUGACUACAUUGAUCAGGGCAGGUUGGUCUUGGAGUUUGACUUGCUGUCCUAUGCUUUUGGGAAACUGGGGACCGUCACCUGGGCCUGGGCUUUUAUGUUUGGUUACACCCUGUUUGUUCCCUACUACAUCCUGGACUUCUGGGGUUCUUUAUACCACAAGUUGCCCUCCAAGUUAGGGUUGUCUCUGGGUUUGGGGUUGGUCCUGUCGGUCAUACAGACCUGUGUUCUGGGACUGUUCCCAAUCUACACCGUUGUGCACCACCAGCUGCCACCAGCAUCACGCUUCAUUGUGAUUCUGGAGCAGAUUCGAUUCCAGAUGAAAACCUACUCGUUCGUAAGAGAAACAGUUCCUGUUGUUAUAAAGAAUAUGCCAAAGGAAGGUGAAAACCGCAGGUUUCCAACAUUCUCCAGCUAUUUGUAUUUCCUUUUCUGUCCAACACUUAUCUACAAGGAGUCAUAUCCUCGAAAUAGCCACAUACGAUGGAAAUAUGUCGGCGCUACUCUUGUAAAGAUUAUGGGAUGCCUGUUUUAUGCCCACUUCAUCCUGGUACGUCUCUGUAUUCCCGUCUUCAGACCCGAGACCAACCAACCCUUUAGUAAAAGAACAAUGGUUCUGGCUGUCUUCAACUCCAUAUUACCAGCUGUCCAACAGGAGAUUCAGAGGAGCAGCCAUGCUUUCUGUAUUUAUUGUCUCUGCUGUUGUCCAUGAAUAUGCUUUGACCUUGGGCUUCGGCUUCUUCUAUCCCAUCAUGUUCCUCCUCUUUGCAGUCUUUGGAGUGGCGUUCAACUUUACCAUGAACGACAAGCGGCAGAGCCCGGUGUUCAACAUCGUCAUGUGGGCGUGCCUCUUCCUCGGUCAGGGCGUCCAGGUGUGUCUGUACUGUCAGGAGUGGUACGCCCAGAUCCACUGCCCGCGGACAGGGCAGGAAGGUUUCUGGGAGCUGGUGUUGCCUCGGUCCUGGUCCUGCGGCUAUCAGACAUGAGGCCGUCUGUCCCUGGAGCAGCUGGCCAUGAUGAACUGAAUUAAAAGGACCCCAAGGAAGAACAUAACUUAAAAGACUUGUAAAAGGACAGCAGGGUUCUUUUCUCUUUACUGUGUAAACUGUUUUUGUUUCAUCUUUUAGUGAGCUAAUUGUUAAGCUUGGAAAGGUGAUUUUUUUUUAAGUCGUGACUGCAUUUUUUUCUGUUUUCAUUCUUUAGGCAGUGUUAGAUUUACAGAAUAGUUUAUACAAUGGUAGGACUGAUUCAGUGUUUACAUUUUUAAAUAUUUGACAAAAAAUACAUGUUUGCAUAUUGAGUUUAGAUUUGUGAAAUAAUCUAUUCUUGUUGAUUUUAUUUGUAAAUGUAGACUAACUUAAGAAAAAUAGCGCAUUUAGUCUUUUUAGCUACGGAUGUGCUUUCAGUCAGAUUUUUACCCCUUAUAGCUUUUACUUAGUAUUUUGCUUUUUAUUUUAUAGCUAGCGUUUUUCCUCUUAAUGUUCAACGGACUUCUUGCUGUUUAGCCUUUAACUUGUAUCUUUCAGCUACUACAGCUCAGUUUCAGCUUUUUCAGCUUAUUUCUUCAGUUAUCCAACACUCAGCAUUCACACUGAAAUGGUGCAGAAAAUGUAUUUUUUUUCCUUUUUUUACACAAUUCGCUGAAUAAACCAAUUGUUGUCAGGUUUAA